GCACACGGUUCGUCUGUAAUUAUAUUCUUCGUCGACCUCACAAGAAAGAGAGAUCCAGAAGACGAACAACAAUGGCGUUGCAAUGGCUGAUUCUGUCGUAUGUGGUGGCCGUCGAAGUUGUGAUCGCCCUCAUGUUGACUCUACCUUACCCUAUGCUUCUUAAGAAACGUGUUGUUCAACUCGUCUCGUUGAUUCUCCAACCUGCUGCUUCCAUCGUCGCCUUCUCCGGAUUCCAGCUCCUCGAUAUUUACUGGAAGGCUGAGCAUAGACUCUCUUGUUCGUCUGAGGUAUGCACUGCUACGGAACGGGAUCGCUACGAGAAAUCUACCUACAAGGCUCAGAGGAAUGUGGUUCUUUGCGCUGCAGGAAUUCUUCUCUACUGGUGCAUCUACCGCAUCUGCAAGUACAACAAAGACCUGGAGCUCUUGGAGGCAACGGAGAAGAGAUUCAAGGAAGAGUAAUAAUCUUCACGAGUAUAGGGAGUUGGUUCCUUAAAACGAUUAUAUAAGUAAAGCUUUUUUUUUAUUAUUAUUGCAUUUCUUUUUUUUAACAUUCGAAGACUACUGAACUUGAACUAAAUUAUGAGACUAUGUAUCGUGAAUACUCUUUUGCUCACGAUAUGUUUGUCAUCAGUGUUCAUUUCUUUCACCUUUGAUCUA
Molecule: messenger RNA, 659 nt
Organism: Capsella rubella
Lineage: Eukaryota; Viridiplantae; Streptophyta; Magnoliopsida; Brassicales; Brassicaceae
Exons: 4
Coding region: 72-461 (129 amino acids)
Biological process (GO): endoplasmic reticulum to Golgi vesicle-mediated transport; intracellular protein transport
Cellular component (GO): endoplasmic reticulum; endoplasmic reticulum membrane
Source: RefSeq, a predicted model, not a curated record